AGUAGCCCAUACCACGAAAGAUGAAGCUCCAACACUCACUUCUCUACCUUUGUGCAGUCCUAGUUACUGCACUGUCUGAGGACGAGCAGCCUACAGUUUUGAACCCCAGAGGUCCUCGUCCUAGUGAACAUGGGUUUAAGGCUGACAAAUGUGCUACAGAGAAAGAAUGGCCAAUCUGCAUGGAUGAAGACUGGGGUACUAAAUGUCCAUCCGGCUGUCGUAUUCAAGGCCUUUUGGAUGAAACUGACCUAGAGAUCCUCAGCAAGAUAGAAAAGAUCCGCAAUCUGUUGAAUAACGGAAAAUUAAUGCACCGGUCUGCUGAUCAGGAAUCCAAAAACACCUACAGCUAUUUGAGAGACAAGCUUGUCCUCGAUGCUGGUAAUGAUAACAGGUACACCAACUUAGCCGAACAGCUGCGGCAGAGGAUCGUCGACAUAAAGAUUAGAAUUGACCGUCAGCUGAGGUUGAUGGAUGCUCUGAAAUCUCAGGUCAAAAACCAGGUCACCGCAAUGCAGCGUCUAGAGGUUGACAUAGACAUCAAAUUGCGCAGCUGUAAGGGCUCAUGUGCCAGCUACAACAAAUUCUCAGUGGACAAGGAAAGCUACGGGAUACUGGAGAAGCAGAUGGAGCGUCUGGACACUCUGCGUCCUCAGAGCGUGGAGACGGUCAGUUCCCUAAGGGUCAUGAAGAGCAGGCCGAUGAAGGAUGUAGUGGUGCCCUCCAUCUACAAGUCUAAGCCAACCGGAACAGACCAAGCUGAGCAGAGGAGGGCCUUCUUCACUGACGUUGAACAGAUGCAGCUCUCGCUGGAGACCGAGGGCUCUACGGCAGAAACAGCUGCCACCGUCAGCAAAGUCAGCACAGGUACGGGCCCAUCCACACCCAUCUCCACCUCACGUGUGAGCACUCAGAGUCUCAGCUGCACCAAGACCAUCCGUAAAGUGGUGACGCAGACCAAGGAUGGCCUCCAGGAAAGGUUUGAAACAGUGACGAGUGGCGGACCUGGGUGUGAAGCCGUUGGUAAACUCAACAUUGCAGAGAAGGACCUCAUGGCUGCAGCCAAGGAAGGGAAAGAACUGACUCUACCAGAUGGCUCUACGGUCAAAGUGAGUGGCGGAGAAUCAAAGUCCAUUACCACACUUAGCCAUGGCGAUUUAGACUUGGGUGGGUUAGGUGGAGACUUCUUUAAGGGAUUGGGUGGUAAUGGACAGGAACGUAAGUUGUCCUCAUCCUCAUCUUCCUCCAAAACCAUCCUAACAAGUGGAACCAAGGGUUUCAUCUCAGACACUAAAAGCAUUCUUUCAACCGACGACGCUGAUUUCGGAGAGGAUUUUGGAGCAUUCUUGCGCGGUGAGGUGGAAGACGAUCUUCCAGACAUCCACGCUCGAAGUGUGAAGUCCCGCGAUGAGCGCAAAGCUGAUUUUAUUGGCGGAGAUUGUUUUGAUAUCCAGCAGAACCACGCCAAUGGUGGCCAAAGUGGCCUGUUCAAAAUAAAGCCGCCUGGCUCUGAGCAGGUAGCGGAGGUUUACUGUGACCAGGCCACGGGGCUGGGGGGCUGGGUUCUGGUCCAGCAAAGGGAGGACGGAUCUGUUAACUUCAACCGCACAUGGGACCAGUACCGGGUCGGUUUUGGCAAGGUAGACGAGAAGGGGAAGGGCGAAUAUUGGAUUGGGAACAAAUUCUUGCAUCUCUUAACUCAGAAUGAAAGUCUACUGAGAGUGGAGAUGCAAGACUGGGAAGGAAAGGAAGCUUAUGCGGAAUACAACGUCCAAGUGGGUCCAGAGUCUGAGGCUUUCAAAUUAAGUGUGUCUUCAUAUAUUGGAGAUGCAGGAGAUGCACUUUUGAAGGGGCAGGAUAGCAAGGGUUCCUUUAUUUCGCAUGCAGGGAUGAAAUUUAGCACUUUUGAUAAAGACAACGAUCGGGGGGAGGAGAACUGUGCUGAGAUAUAUGGAGGUGGAUGGUGGUACAAUAAUUGCCAUUCAGCCAAUCUUAAUGGGGUUUACUCCAGUCCAGUUAGCAAAACCUCCAAUGAGAUAAAGAAUGGUGUGGUGUGGCAGCCAUUCAGACCAGCCGACUAUUCCCUCAAAGUGGUGAGAAUGAAGAUUAGGCCAGCUUGAAUUCUCAAAUAAAUGAGGAGAGAUGGGAGAAGGAACCAAACUAGGAAGAAUUCUUGUUGUUUUGUUAACAAUUUGCUCACUGUGAUGCUGAUGUAAAUGUGCACCGUCCCAAUGUAACAUUUUACACAAUCAAAUGACCUCAUAUUAUCAAUAAACAAUGAGUUCACUUCA
Messenger RNA from Trichomycterus rosablanca, 2288 nucleotides. RefSeq names its product fibrinogen alpha chain (gene fga). Gene Ontology annotation, biological process: platelet activation; protein polymerization; blood coagulation. Gene Ontology annotation, cellular component: fibrinogen complex. NCBI's taxonomy places the organism in Eukaryota, Metazoa, Chordata, Actinopteri, Siluriformes, Trichomycteridae. The record is from RefSeq and is a predicted model, not a curated record. The coding region runs from base 21 to 2117 and encodes 698 amino acids. Gene Ontology annotation, molecular function: signaling receptor binding. The transcript is spliced from 6 exons.